CCGGCAUGCAUUGCGAGCCCGCCGACCCUGUAAGCUAGCCUUCUGGAUGCUAAGCUAGCUGCAGCGGACAUGUUGAAGCAACCCUUGCUUGGGUAACCAUUGCCGGCAGCAGGUGCUAAGUGGACGUCGGACCACCAUGGAUGCCGUCAACGCCUUCAAUCAGGAGUUAUUCUCCUUGAUGGACUCCAAGCCUCCAAUAUCUCGGGCCAAGAUGAUCUCCAUCACCAAGUCGGCCAUCAAGGCUAUGAAACUUUACAAGCAUGUGGUCCAGAUUGUGGAGAAGUUCAUCAAAAAGUGUAAGCCGGAGUACAAAGUGGCAGGCUUGUAUGUGGUAGAUUCUAUUGUCCGCCAGUCCCGGCACCAGUUCGGGGCGGACAAAGAUGUGUUUGGACCUAGGUUCACCAAGAACAUCACCGGAACCUUUGAGAACCUCUGCCUUUGCCCGCUAGAAGACAGGAGUAAGCUGGUGCGAGUGUUGAACCUUUGGCAGAAGAACGGCGUCUUCAAGAGCGAGGUCAUUCAGCCCCUCCUGGACAUGGCUGCCAGUGGUGGUGCAGCGCCCUACACGGGCUUCGACGAGCCAAGUUCCCCUCCAUCUCCAGCCAAAGAACCAGUCACCACAGUGACAGCCAACUCCAACAUGGCGCCUGCGGGUCAGCUGGAAAAACAGGACCCCUUCGCCGCAGUGGCGCAGCUCUUCCAGGCCACGCAGGGUCAGCAGCUUCAGCAGAUGCUACAGAACUUUCAGCAGCAGCCCGUCAAAGCAGAUACGGCCCCUCGGCCUCCUGCCCCACAGACAGACACCCAACACGUCACCCCCGUCUUUAGCCAAGCUCUCCAGCAUCCUCCCACGCCCUCCCAGCAGAAGACGGCGUUUGAUAGGACGCUGCUGGAUCGUUUUGACUAUGACGACGAACCAGAAGCUGGCGAUGACGCCAAAGAUGACUCCUCACAGCCCUCCUUUAUGCAGCAGCCUGCGGCCCUCCAAGCAUCCAUGUUGAGCAUGUCUCAGGACCUCUCGCAGCAGGUUCCUCUCCCUCCUAACGGCCAGCUCCCAGCCUAUGGCUUACUGCCGGGACAAGGCUUCCCGGUUAUGAUGCCUCCAAUGGGGCACAUUCUACCAGGCCAGCCCCACCCUGGUUCCACAGGACAGCCGGGCUUCCAGGGAGGUUUCCCGCCGCCUAGCUCAGCUCAUCAGGACUCGUCAGUUGAUGCGGGAUCGUCUGUGAGGGAUGGCAGACAAGGUCAAAGGUCACGAUCAGGCUCCAGGUCUCCGAAGCGGAGGAGGUCACGGUCCAACUCGCGCACACGCCGAUCCAGACACAGACGUUCCCGCUCGCGCUCCAGGGACCGCCGCCACCAAUCCCCGCGAUCUCGCUCACAGGACCGCAAGGAGAGGGAGCGGGAACGGGAGCGUUGCCAAAAGGGUCUUCCACCGUCCAAAAAUGAGACACUGAGCAUCUGCAGCACAACUCUUUGGGUGGGCCAGCUGGACAAGAGGACUCAGCAGCAGGAUGUGGCGUGUCUGCUGGAGGAGUUUGGACAGAUUGAGUCCAUCAAUAUGAUUCCUCCACGCGGUUGCGCCUACAUUGUCAUGAUACACCGACAGGAUGCAUUCAGGGCCCUGCAGAAGCUCAGUCGAGGGUCCUACAAAGUCAACCAGAAAGCCAUCAAGAUUGCAUGGGCACUCAACAAGGGUAUCAAAGCCGACUUCAAACAGUACUGGGACGUGGAGCUAGGAGUCACCUACAUCCCCUGGUCCAAAGUGAGGGAGGACCAGCUGGAGGACCUGAAAGAAGGAGGGAUCCUGGAUAUAGACACGUUGUCACCAGAGUGGAGCACAGUGAAGAAGGCCCUUAUGAACCCAGAGGAGCUCACCCACAAUGGUGGGGCAGAGUCCUCGCAGCCCGAGGAGGUGCACAUGUUAUCCGCAGCUCCUCCUUCACAGGUUCCUCCAAUGCAGCAGCAAAUGAUUGGCAUGGGAUCUGUGCAGCCUCCUGGCUUUCCUGCCCCAAUAGGAAUACCACCGCCUUCCUUCCCCCCAGGCAUGCCCCCGCCUCCGUUCAUCCGACCUGGCUUCAACCCCAUGCAGAUGCCUCCAGGUUUCCUCCCACCUGGGGCCAUGCCUCUUGGACCGCCACCCACUUCCAAAGGCGAAGACAUGCCUCUUGGCCCUGCAGGUCUGGUCAACAGGAAACUCGAGGUGGUCCCGGAUGCUUCCAACUUCUUCAAUAACCAGAUGGGGGCCAUGGGUAACCAGGUCGGUGUCCCUCCAGGGAACAUCCAGCCCCCUACUGGUGGUCUGCUGGGGACACGGCCUGGUUUAAUCCCACUGCAGCGCCCCCCAGGUCCUCCUUUGCUGCAUGGUCAGCGUUUCCCUCCACCCCAUGCGCAGCAGUCUCCUCUUCCCGCCAUGCCCCCCGUCCCGCCACAGAUGAUGCCCAGAGGGCCUCGCACUUCGAUGAUGCGCCAUGACGCCCCUCCACCCAAAGGAGGCUUUGGAAUGCCCCCUUCCCACAACAUAAGACCUCCAUUCCCUCCACACAGGCAAGGACUGCCUCCUCAAGGCCCCCCUCCACCUUUUAUCAGACCAGGGGCCCCCCGUGGUAUUGACGGGCCUGAAGAAACAGGUGGGCGCCCUUUCCGGGGUGAUCGACCGGGAUUCAGGGACCAGGAGCCCGAAAGGGAGAGAAACUGGGAUCGGGAGAGGGAUCGUGAGAGAGAUCGGGAGAGGGAUCGAGGAUUCAGUGGCGCAAGACGUCCAUUUGGCGAUGGGGGAAGGGGCGGUGAAAGAAUGGACGUGAGGGACAGACUCAGCAGCUGGCAGGAAGACGGUACACAACGGGGAGGCGGAUGGGAAAAGGACAGUGACAGACGGGACUGGAGGGACCGGCGAAGCAGCCUGGAUCGAGACCGGGAGCGAGGGAGAGGGGGUGAUGGGGACAGGGAGAACGGGAGAGGGGAAGGCGGAGAGAGAGGAAGGGCAGAAGGAGGGAGUCGGGAGAGUGGAAGAGCGGCUGAAGGCAAAGUAGGGGAGCGGCCCAAACGCCGCGAGAGGACCACGCGGUGGGACCGGGACGACCGACUGGCCGAGCUGGAGAACAUAGACAAGUUUCGGAAGCAUAACGCCACACAGCAGUUGGUUGCCAUGGAAACAGUGAAAGAGCCUGUUUUGGAAACCCCCCAAAAGACUCCUGAAUCCGCACCUUCAGCUCCACCCUCACAAUCAGCUCCUGCUGAGUCCCUGUCCUCCGAGGCUCAGAGUGAGCCUGUAGAAGCCAAACAGGAGGCGGCGUCUUAAGACUUAUAGGUAGAGAAAUACUUCCUGUGUGUAUACGUCACACUGUCACUUGACUUCAUGGCCUGUUUAACAAGCCAUCACAUGGAACUCACACCCCAAGAACUGGUUGCAUCUUCUCCUUCCUGUGUGUUGUACGAAUGCUCGCAUGUUGAUUUGACUUCUGUCUGUUUGGAGGUUCCUUCAGAGUAGACUUGAUCUUUUUAAUAUGUUUUAGAUUUAAAAAAGUAAAAUGUUUUUUGUUUUGUUUUGUUUUUUUUACUUCAAGGCCUCGUGUGUGUUUGCACAUCCAUCCCCAGCAACAGCAAUGUGUUUAUUUUUAAAAAUACCAUUUCGGAUUCACCAGUAUGCAUUUAACGUGGGCUAUCUUGUCAUUCACCUGCUUCUUGUUUUUAUUAGUACAAAUUGGGGAAAAAUAUUCGCUGGAAGUUUUGAAAAUAGCUUGCCUGUGGACCUUUUUCAUUUAAAUGUUGACUCUCAGCCAUUAAGUGGAACUGGUUUGGACAUUUACAAAUACUCUAAUUCAGUCAAGACUACAAUACAUCCCCUGUGAAAACAUUAAAAGAAUUUGGGAGCACAUUUAUCGAGCAAGCUUUUCUUGUGUUAUAAUUUGUAUUGUAAUUAUUCUUUAAAAAAUGGUAAAUAUCCCAAUUUAACUCAAAGAUCAAUCUCUGCAAACAAGCAUACAAAUUAUUUAAUUAAUGGAUUUGGUGCUGCUGUGUUUUCCUCACUGAACAAGCUAUGUUUCACUGCUGAAAUACUGUAUGUGAUUUUAGUUAACCCCGGAAGACCGACUUCUACUUGAAUCAUUUUAAUCACAAAGGAAGAGAGUGACGAAAUGAAGAGCACUGCUUGGAGCCGCCACUGUAAAUAAGCUUUUCACUGUCCGUACCAGGGUGUGAUGCUAAUUGUUUCUAACCUUUUUGCUUUGACAGCAAACGUGAAGUACAGCCCUUUGCUUUGAGAUUUUAACUUUGAACGUUGACAGUACAAAAGACAUGGAUGUAAAAUGUUCCGCAUUUCAGCCACAAAAUGUGUUUUUAAUAAACUAUUUUUGUACCAAAAUGUGUCA
This is a messenger RNA of Dunckerocampus dactyliophorus (ringed pipefish), 4370 nucleotides long. Its product is annotated as SR-related and CTD-associated factor 4-like. Gene Ontology annotation, biological process: negative regulation of termination of RNA polymerase II transcription, poly(A)-coupled. Lineage: Eukaryota; Metazoa; Chordata; Actinopteri; Syngnathiformes; Syngnathidae. The record is from RefSeq and is a predicted model, not a curated record. The transcript is spliced from 19 exons. Bases 137 to 3301 code for a protein of 1054 amino acids. Gene Ontology annotation, cellular component: nucleus. Gene Ontology annotation, molecular function: RNA binding; RNA polymerase II C-terminal domain phosphoserine binding.